GUUAGAUCAAAUGGAUAAACAUAAACUAGUGAACAAACCCAUGGUACGAAGUGUAUAGCUGGAAAUGUUUUGGGAGGCACGCUAUGAAGGCUCUCUAUAACGGGAAACGGGGUGUCCUCUGGCAGUGUCGCAUUGCCAGUGUAUCGUUCACUGUUGCAAUUUAUGAGGGAAAUGGAAGCAUAAGCUGAAGUCGUCUCAAAAGGACAAGGUUCGUCAGUUCAUGACCUUUACUCAGUCUGGGGAGAGGACAGCUGUGUACUGCCUGACCCAGAAUGACUGGAAACUAGAGGUGGCCACAGACAACUACUUCCAGAACCCCGACCUCUACUAUAAAGAAUCCAUGAAAACCUCUGUGGAUCGCAAGAAGCUAGAGCAGCUCUACAACCGCUACAAAGACCCCCAGGAUGACAAUAAGAUCGGUAUCGAUGGGAUCCAGCUGUUCUGUGAUGACCUCACCCUGGACCCGGCCAGUAGGAGUGUUCUGGUGGUGGCCUGGAAGUUCCGUGCCGCCACACAGUGUGAGUUCAGCAGGAAGGAGUUCCUCGACGGCAUGGCCGAGCUGGGCUGUGACAGUCCAGAGAAGCUGAAGGCUCUGCUCCCCAGACUAGAGCAGGAAGUCAAAGACACGGCCAAGUUUAAAGACUUCUAUCAGUUCACCUUCAACUUCGCCAAGAACCCUGGACAGAAGGGACUAGACCUGGAGAUGGCUGUAGCCUACUGGAACCUGGUUCUAACAGGUCGAUUCAAGUUCCUGGACCUCUGGAACAGGUUUCUAUUGGAGCAUCAUAAGCGGUCGAUCCCCAAAGACACGUGGAACCUGCUACUGGACUUUGGUAACAUGAUCGCAGACGACAUGUCCAACUACGACGAGGAAGGAGCUUGGCCCGUCCUCAUAGACGAUUUUGUGGAAUUUGCCCGGCCAAUCGUGACAGGGGGCAAGCGUAAAACCAUAUAGGUCAUACCCAGUUCCCAGCAGGGGCUGAGGAUUUUAUACACACCAGCCAAAAAGAGACUUCUACAAGACUGUCCAAGUUUGUGAGACUGAGCUGCCAAUCAGGGGCUGGGGAGCGACAUGACAGCCAAUCGGAGAGAAGGAAAACAACAACAGGAAGAGGAAGUUAUCUUUUUCUUUGUUUUGGGACUGAGUCACUCCGGGAGGCGGGCUGUCAGCAGGGGGUGGGAUUGUCGCGGAGCUAUGAGCUCUGCUCCCAUUGGCUGGCUGGAUCAAACUGAUCGGCCAGCGACUACAGUACCAUACACCAGCCACCAUCAGAUCAGUGGGUGUGUCUAUAGAUUCUAGAACUGGUGCUCUGGUCCCACCCCCCCACCCGGCCCCGCCCCCUCCUUACUAAAGAACGACCAGGGAGAGCAAACAGAACGGCAGAGAGGGAUGGCCGGUUUGCUCUCUGCAGCAGACCGACAGAAGGGUGUGAUAUUUGAUCCAGUGGAGGCUGCUGAGGGGAGGACGGCUCAUAAUAAUGUCUGGAAUGGAGCGAAUGGAAUGGAAACCAUGUGUUUGUAUUUGAUACCAUUCCACUGAUUCAGAUCCAGUCAUUACCACGAGCCCGUCCUCCCCUAUUAAGGUGCCACCAGCCUCCUGUGGUCUGAUCCCACAGUAGUUAGACGUGUCCUCUCUGCCGGCCCACGAUGGAUGAACUAGGAGCUUGGAGGUUCUGCAUGUUGAGCGUUAAGCGGCUGCGUGGACGGAAGAACAACAACAACUUUUUUAUUAUUAUCAUUGAGUUUCUUCUCAUCGAAUCAGAGGUGAGGGAUGUGGUCGUCAUCCAAUCCAACGCCAGUGUAAUGUUCUGCUUCCAUUUCAAUCUAACGUGUAAAAGUUGGGUCAGUUUUGUUGUUAAUAUGUGAGGUUCAGGGUCUGUAUCCACAAAGCGUUUGAGAGCAGGAGUGCUGAUCUGGGAUCAGUUUGGCCUUUUAGAUAAUAAUGAAUACCAGAGAGGACCAGAUCCUAGUGCUGAUCUGGGAUCAGUUUGGCCUUUUAGAUAAUAAUGAAUACCAGAGAGGACCAGAUCCUAGUGCUGAUCUGGGAUCAGUUUGGCCUUUUAGAUAAUAAUGAAUACUAGAGAGGACCAGAUCCUAGUGCUGAUCUGGGAUCAGUUUAGCCUUUUAGAUAAU
Molecule: messenger RNA, 2133 nt
Organism: Salmo salar (Atlantic salmon)
Lineage: Eukaryota; Metazoa; Chordata; Actinopteri; Salmoniformes; Salmonidae
Product: DCN1-like protein 2
Biological process (GO): protein neddylation
Cellular component (GO): ubiquitin ligase complex
Molecular function (GO): ubiquitin-like protein binding; cullin family protein binding; ubiquitin conjugating enzyme binding
Source: RefSeq, a predicted model, not a curated record